GCCCGACGAACGGUGUCGUCGUUUUCGCGUCGCGAUAAUACAAAACUCGCGAAACUACGGUAGUGCGUGUGUCGCCGGCGGUCGGGCAUCCACCAAAACGUCGUAAUCGUAGUGAUCGUCUCGUCUGAGAUAGGAGGACGUCGAAGAGUUCGACAUGAGCCUGGAGACGCUCCUUGAGGCGGCGCGGUACGUCGAGUUGCAGGAGAAGAAGAGAGAACGCGUCGCAAGCUCGUCCUCGGACCACGCCAGUCCCCACUUUCACCAUCUUGCAUCGAGCGAGUCACGUGGUAUCAAGGUCAAAAGAGAACGAUCCGAGCUCGAUGACCUCUUCUGCGAAGAAAAAAUGCUCAUCAUCGAUGCUGCCGCGGCUCGCACCGGCAUGAAUUUGGGAAAGACGUCGACAUCACCUUGCGAGGCAAACAACAACCUCGGCGGCCUACGGGACGCUAAUUAUAAUAGUACGACGUCGACGAGCGACGUCGUCGGGAUAAUAAGCGUCGACGACUCUGUACGCUGGAUGCCACCGCCGCCAAAGAAGAAAUGGAUACGGCAUUACCUUUUGGAGGAGGAGCCGGUGGAGAACAGCAGAACAAACGGAAACCACUAUGGGAUACAACGAGCUAGUCCCGUCGGCUCGAGUUCCCGGGGGACACCGCCGACCUCCGGACAUCUAACGACGCUCCACACCUCACAACAGCAUCACAACAAUCACAACAAUUCCCACAAUCAUUACACAGAUAAUCACAAUUCGAAUCAUUCGAAUCACUCGUACGGCGGGGGGCCACCACUUGUUGUUGAUUUGGAAGCCAGCAACGAUAGCAAACGACACCGGAACGGGCCAUGUGUGAUCCGGUCUGGGACGAGAGAGGUCCACAACAAGUUGGAGAAAAACCGUAGGGCGCACCUCAAGGAGUGCUUCGAACUCCUCAAGGGACAGCUGCCCGUCCAGGAUGAGAAAAAGUCCUCGAAUUUGUCCAUCCUUCACGCAGCCAUCCGACACAUACAGACGCUGAGAAGAAAAGAACGGGACUAUGAGCAUGAAAUGGAGAGGUUGGCGAGAGAGAAAAUAGCAGCUCAACAGAGGCUAGUUGGCCUUAAAAAGGAAUUGGCUGCCACCUGGGAUCACAUCGACUUCAAUACAAUGCUUCCAGAAUCAAGUACUAACUUAGAUGUCACUGCAACUAAGAAUGUUUCAGAAAGUAUGGACGUGGAUGUCAUUAGUCUAGCGAGAGGUGGCACCAGGUAUAGCAGCACAAGUAGUUUGAGCAGUGCAGCAACGGCAAGUUCUCCACAGAACCUUCAAAGUACUCACUCAAAUGCUACUGUUCAUAAUCAAGUCGCAACUGCUGCUGUUGUAUCGCAGACUCAGGGUCUAAAUCUUGCUCAGAGCUCUAGAGAUAGUCCCCCGGCUAGUUCUAGCCCUGGAGCAUCUACGCCUAGCAUUCCCACUCCAGCUCAGGAGAAAGUCAAUUCUCCCCCUACUAUUGUACAGCAGUCGCAUCAGCUGCACUUACCGAUAAGUGCUCAAAUGUUGAACACCAGUCAAGGCCUGGCCACGAUUGUUAGUCCAACCCUUCAGCAUCUUGGUCCAGGUCUGCGAGUGAUUCCUGGUGACACGAGACAACUUUUGGUUACUCAUACAACAGGAAACAAUGAAACGCGACCUUUAACUCUGGCUGUGCAAAACUCAUCUGAUCAGUCACGACCAUUGAUUGCUGUUCAGUCAAAUAAUGGAAGCGAACCAAGGCCUGUUGCCUUGGUUGUUCAUUCUUCGGCGGCAAAUGAUAACAGAGUUACAUUUGUGCAUUCCCAUCUCUCCAAUAAUGACAGGCCUCUGGCAGUCGCUGUUCACUCAACAGCAAACGAAGUCAGGCCAGUUACCUUUGUUCAUUCUGGAAGUGAGGGCAGACCGCUAGUUCUUGCCACACACUCUCCUGCAUUGAACACUACUAGUGGUCAAGCAAGAAUAAGAACAGGCGAUCCACAGACGACACAAGCUAUCCACAAGAUGGUGGGUGGCGUCACCCUCGUUGGGGGUCACGGUUCAGAACUGACAAGACUCCCGGGCGGAGCAGAAUUGAAUAUUCUACCUGCGAAUGGCCUGACACUGAGUCAUGCAGGGGUGUCGCUCCAAACAACAACGGCAAAACCUGGAACUACCGUAAUGCAGAGCACUCCGUCCACAGAGGGUAUAGCUCACAUGGUUACUCCCUUGGGGAACCAGCAUACCCCCUUAUCUGGCUUGACGCCUCUCGUGACUCCAGUGACUGUAGUGUCGCAGGGAAAUCAAGUAACUGCUCAUAUACUGGCGCCUUCUAAUCUUGCCGGUAAAAUGAUCACAACCCCGAUACUGAAGUCAGUUGGUCAGAUGCCACUCGUAAAUGCGCAAUACCUCAAUACGGCCACUUUGGUGAAACCGGUCGUUGUUGUUAGUUCACCGUCGACCACAGCCUCGACGACUGCUUUGAAUUCGCUACCUACCUCAACAACACGCUCUAAUGUCUGACAGAAUAAAUUUAGUAAUAAUAUCACGUGAGGCAUGGUGAAUAUAAAUGCGAUUACGUACGUUUUGUCGUAUGAAGUAGAAAAACGGAAAUAUCAACGAACGUGCACAGACAUUUCGAUCAUGGGGAGGUUUGGCUAUCCAGGGCAGAAUAUUGAGAUCAUUUCUCAAAUCGUCCUUGCAUGGAAUCUCUACAUUCUCAAGGACAGUAUUUAUUCAAAAUUCUGUACACCUAGCAAAUAAGUGGAAGAUAUUGGAAGUUACAAGAACAGGUGUUGAUAACAACUCUGGGAUUUAUGAACACUAUUGACAUACUUGGUAUUUUGGAAGACAGGCAUUGGGAUAUUAUUUCCGUGGAAUAAUCCAAGCCUGAAACAUCUACAUUCUCAAGGGCUGUAUUUAUUUAGAAUUUAUUAUUAUUAUGUUUUCUUCUCACUUCUUCCUAAAUUUUCCUAGAACCAAGGCAGCCAACACUGCAAACUUUCGUUCAACCUAUUGAAAUAUUAAAAUAUGUUGACGAGUCCAUCACCAUCUCUUUAAAUUGUUAUUUAUUGAAUUAAUAGGCGUGCUACUGCUAUGUGUAGGAUUUGAUAUAGCCAAAGAUUUUAUGUAGGUGGGUUUGAGGAAUUGGAUUGCUAAUCAUGCAAUCUUCUAGUUCUUACGUAACCGGGGCUUUCUACUUGUGAGUAUAUGGAAAUCAGCAUAAUAAUUACAUAAUAUAAAUAUAUAGUAUCAUAUAAAUAUAAAAUUGAAAAUUCUCACUUUGUUUAGAGCUAUAGGAUUGCAUGAACAUGUUUGAACAUGUCCUUCCUGUGCAUAAAAACCAAGGAUUCACAAUUUAUUGCUAUACACAGGGGUUGAAAUUACUCUUGAUCAGAAUAGCGGAAACAAGCAAGGUUUAUUAAAACUAAGACUAUCAUCGCAAUUGCUAUAAUUCAUUAUUUCCUAUGGGGUGUAUAGAGCUAAUAUUUGAAACGUAAAUUAUAUGGAGAUGUGCAGCACAGAGUUCAAAUGCUUGAAUGAUAAUGAAGACAUACCAUGACGUAGCAAUGUAAAUAUGUACAUUUGAGAAAGACUAUGAAUAUCUAUAUUCUAAAUUAUAGUCAAAGUUCAAAGCUGCUAUCAAGUGAAUAAAUGUGUCAAUGUUUUUUUCUCGUCAUAUUUUUGUUGAUAUUGUCCUUUCUUAAUGUGUAGGGCUACAUAUUAAAAUGUUAAAUUAUAGGUCAAUUCUCCAGACCCUCAACUCUUAACGGUUGAACACUUGACUUUAGGCGAAAAAACUUUGAUUUACUUGAUUGUAAAUAAAUAAAUAUAUAAAUAUAUCCUUAAAUCGGUAUGGUCUAAAAAGUAGGCAGAUUAAUGAAAAGACCUCGAGGUUUCAAUCUCUGUUUAUACUUGGCAGAUCUUUCUGUUAUCAAAGUAAAGCAUGCUCGGUAUUUUAUUAACCUACGUAAAAUCUUUGUUAUGGUGAGAGAGAAUCUAAAUGUCUGAUGGCUCAUUGGUUAUUCUGUGACGAAUCAGUGAUAUGGAAAUAUAUAGUUGGAACGUUUUGUAGUUACUAAAGAAAAUACUCUUAAUAAGAUGUAUGCAAUGUAAAACAUUUCACACCACUUUGGUGUCAGAAUUUUUAUUGAAUUUGAGAGCGUUGUUCGCGCGUCAGAAGUAAAUGAAUGAAUCCUGAAAUUUUGAGAAAAGAAAUGCAAUGGGUAUCACCUAAAAUUCUCCGUAUUCUUACUUCAACUAGUUAUUUCUUGAAAAAUAUGCACGCUCUCAAUUGCUGAUGAAUUGUAUGCGUUGAUCUACAUACAUCCCACUGGGGAUGGUCUUUUACUGACAAUCAACCAAAUGCAGGAUUGCAUCUGUUAAUAAGUUUCUUUCCGAGGAACUGCCUUCAACUACGUAAAUAAAAGAACAUGUUCCGAAAUUGCAGAUUCCUCGUUAUUUCUGUAAUAGUGUUUUUUUUGCUCUUUACCGUACUGUUGCAUGAACACCCAGUGUCAACAGUUGUUAACUUAAUUUGCGAUUGCUAUCAUCUCUGUACUUGGCAUAAUUUAUUUUUUUUUAAACACAACUGUGCUCAUAACAUUACCUGUUUGAUGUGGCUUAUGGCUACAUCUAUCAUAUCGGUAUUUGGAGCAUGAUCAGUUUUGAAUAUUGUAUAAUGUAUAGAGAUUUUUCAAAAACAUGGUUCAUUUUUAAAAAGAAUAUUAACAAUUAUUAUGAUAUAAAUAUGAUUGCAAAGUAUCCAUGAGUUUCUGUUCAUUUGGAAAAGAAAAUGUUGAUGUGGUUUGAUUGUUAGUAAAAUAUUACCUGUUGCUGCAAUAUUUUAAAAUUUGUUGCCACAAACUGGCACCACUGGUUUGAUCGAGAAUACAAUGAGCCUAUACUACAUAUGAUAAAGUACUUUGUUGAUAACUGAAUGCCUAGCAACGGAAAGAUGGUUUAUCCAUUUGUCAAUUUGUAUAAUUUAACGAAAUUUAAAAUUCGAACUCGUUUGCGUACGUGAGAUCAGGUCACUGUAUUACAUCGAUUGUUUGGAAAAUGAGCUGGGUUAAAUAACGACUUGUUCGUCAAAAGUGUUUCUAAAUAUUAUAUCAUGUAUAAUAAUACAGAAUCGUAUGUAAUGACCUGACUGUAGAAACUAAUCGAGUUAAUCACUUUCAUAAAGUGUUGUAAACGGACUUUGCAAUAUAAUUUUCGAGACAAUAGCUGUGCUUAUCACCGUAAGCGACCUCAAGGAAUAGAAAUAACAAAAAGAUUCUGAUUUGAUUUGUGACCAAUCCGAUUGGUUUGUUCCUUCGAACAAUAAAACUAUAGGAGGUUGCUCCAUGUGUUGAAUGCAGCUAAUACAUUAAACACCAGCCGCUUGAUCAAGAUAUUUUGUCACAUUUUUAUGUCAAUUCAUGCCUUGUGCGCUAUUUUUCUUAUUUACUAACGAAUACGAAAUCCAAUAUACCACUUUGGUAAAUCGAAUGGCUUCUGUGUAUACAUAUCUAUGCUUAGUUUUCUUUCAUCAUUAAAUUAAACUAAUUUCUUAUAUUCUCAUUUCUUGACAAAUUCAAUUUCACCUUAUGCUUUUUAUAUAUACCAUAUAUGGACUGAUUUUGGCACGUUUUGAACGAAAAGGUUGUCAUAUUCUCGGCAUGUGUGAUUGUUGGCAGUUCUGCCAAUGUCAACUUUCGUAUACUAGUAUUAAACAUGCGUAUUGUACCUUUUUCUUUUUUUGUUUUUCCUUUUUAUUAAAUUAUUUUUUAUUAUUGUAAAUCUACAGUGUGAUUUUAUAUCUUCCAGUAAAGUCAACUUACUGGCAAUUGUACAGUCUUGUCAUACCGGCAUUUAAAAUAAUCGGUGCCGCAAAAUGGCUAUUCGUAGUCCACCUUCACGCAUAUCUCAUAUGUACAGGGUGUCUAUGAUAAAUAAGGACGAUUUAGGGUUUGUAUGGUUUACCAAAUUCUCACUUGCACAUUUAUAUAGACUGUGGAUAGUAUAUGUCAUCAUUGUCUUUUACAAAGUUCGUAGUGGUUUAUUUUUUCUUAGUUGUCAAAUCAUUUCACAUCCAUAAUAUUAUUCAUAAAUAUCCGGUUUUCUUUCGAAACGAAAUGCUGUUUAUCAAUUUAGAAGAAACAAAAAUGGCAAAUAGCCUAUUCUCGUUUGCUAUCAUUUUUUAUACAGCGUAUAUAUACGUACAUAUGAAAUCAUUGUUCAUUUUAUGCUAACAUGUAUGUAAAAUUAAUUGCUUUUGCUGUGCUCAUGUCUGCUGCAAGCGAGAAUACGCACUACGUAGUUAUCUAAGAUCUCAGUUUUGACAGCAAUCAUAUGUCAAAGAAAGUCGCAAACUGAUAAUAUCAGAAUUAAAUCAACAUCAUUAUAAGCUAUUAUUGUUACAUGCAAUUAAUGUUAAAUUGCCUAAUCAUUGAAAUAGGUUUAAAAAUAAAGUGGUACACUAUAAUAACAGAUGAACUGUUUAAAAAAGUGGUAAAAAACAAAUAAAUACGGGAAAGAAAAUGAAUCUUCUAAAUACGCGAGGCAACCGAGAUUUAAUAGUGGGUUGGGUACGGGUUGAACGAGAAGGAAGGGAGAGUGUACACGAACAAUGUGAUAUAAGUAAUUAAUAAAAUUAAUUAACAAACGUAAUAAUUAAGGGAAAUAAAAAUUGUUUCCGUUGUAGGCAUCCGCCGUUAAUUAUAUUAUCCAACUAACAUCUCAAAAACAAAAAUAAAGUGAAAACAAAACGAAAAAAAAAACAUAAUUACCAUAAUUGUACAUAGUAUACAAAACAAAUGAAUCAUGAAAUAUAAUUAUAUU
This is a messenger RNA of Diprion similis, 6808 nucleotides long. Its product is annotated as mucin-5AC-like. The record is from RefSeq and is a predicted model, not a curated record. The transcript has 11 exons. The coding region runs from base 155 to 2506 and encodes 783 amino acids. Gene Ontology annotation, molecular function: protein dimerization activity; RNA polymerase II cis-regulatory region sequence-specific DNA binding; DNA-binding transcription factor activity, RNA polymerase II-specific. Lineage: Eukaryota; Metazoa; Arthropoda; Insecta; Hymenoptera; Diprionidae. Gene Ontology annotation, biological process: regulation of transcription by RNA polymerase II.